This is a messenger RNA of Solanum dulcamara, 624 nucleotides long. RefSeq lists its product as uncharacterized. Lineage: Eukaryota; Viridiplantae; Streptophyta; Magnoliopsida; Solanales; Solanaceae. The coding region runs from base 1 to 624 and encodes 207 amino acids. The transcript has a single exon. The record is from RefSeq and is a predicted model, not a curated record.
AUGAAUAAUGGAGGACCAAGAGAAUUGGAGAUUUGCCAUCUUCUCUAUGCAGAUUACACCAUCAUCUUUUGUGAAGCUGAAGCAGACCAGGUCAAAUACAUCAGAGUAAUACUUGUGGUCUUCGAAGGUGUCUCAGGUUUGAAAGUUAACUGGAGAAAGAGCAACCUAUUCCCUAUCAAGGAGGUGAGUAACAUUCAGUCUCUGGCUGACAUCUUAGGGUGUGGUGGGGAAAACCUACCUAUUGUCUAUUUAGGCAUGCCACUAGGAUACAAGCACAAUGAAGUGGUGAUAUGGGACAGCAUCAUUGAAAAGACAGUGAAGAGGUUGUCACAGUGGAAAGCUCAAUAUUUAUCCCUUGGAGGAAGAGUCACUUUAAUCAACUCUGUCUUAGACUCACUUCCCACAUAUGUGAUGUCCCUUUUCCCUAUCCCUUCCAGUGUAGCAGAGAAACUCGACAGGCUUAGAAUAGACUUCUUAUUAGAAAGACAACAAAGAGGGGGGUUGAUACAAUCUGGUCAAAUGGGAAAUGACACACUUGAGCAAAAAUCAAGGAGGUUUGGGCAUCAGAAAUUUAAAAUCCCACAACAAAUGCUUGCUAAUGAAGUGGCUAUAGAAAUUCAGUGA